Molecule: messenger RNA, 718 nt
Organism: Schizophyllum commune H4-8
Lineage: Eukaryota; Fungi; Basidiomycota; Agaricomycetes; Agaricales; Schizophyllaceae
Exons: 1
Coding region: 101-673 (190 amino acids)
Source: RefSeq, a predicted model, not a curated record
UGAUCAUUUGUCCCGCUCCCCGCCUUGACCGCUGCGUCUGCCUAGUGCGCCGCCGGCAUCGUCAUGGCUCUCACCGACGCCCUACGCCUCCCUGCGCUGCAUGCGCGCGACAACCCGGCCUCGCUCCUGCCCGCGCGCGCUGCUCAAGGCACUGUAUUUUCAAACACGCUUUACCAUUUUGGGCUUCGCCCUGCGUCUGCCUCGCGCGUCGCUCGCGUCACCCCCGCCCUCUGCGUCUUCUCAACUGCCACCGCCUCCCGUCGCCGGCGCGCUGCUGCGCGUUCUCGCGCGCGGGCGCUUGCUGACUCAUCCGGUUAUUGCGGCCCGGCUUGCCGCUCGCGCCGUUCCGUCCGGCUCUCGGCGACUCGGCUUCACCAGCUCAAGCUGCCCACAGUAUAUUUCGCCUUUCGACACAGCACGUCCUCUAAUUCGGCUACGCCUUAAAGUCAUCGCCUAUUCCUCGCCUGUCCCGUACUUCGUCCUUAACUGCACUCGCCGUCGCCAUAUUUUGCUCGCCAUCGAACUGCCAUUUUCUCGGUUGCUCGUCUCGUUGCCUCGUCUCGCCUCGCCUUGCCUCGCUCGCUCGGUACUUCGGUGUUCUUGUGCAUAUGGCUUUGGUUUUUGUUUUUUUUGGACGGUGGUGCUUGAUUUUCGAGGGGUUGGGCGGGUGUAACGUGACUGUUACUAGUCACGUUCCUCGACUAUAUAAGGCAGGCUU